Messenger RNA from Caenorhabditis auriculariae, 2171 nucleotides. NCBI's taxonomy places the organism in Eukaryota, Metazoa, Nematoda, Chromadorea, Rhabditida, Rhabditidae. The record is from the annotation of a GenBank genome assembly.
AUGAAAGUGAAAAGGUUAAAGCAGAAUGCUCUGGCUCGAAGACUUUCAGCUGGAGCUCGGAAUGGCUCAAAUGCAAAAAACCAGCCCGUGGAGGUUUUAUAUUUCUUUCCUCUCUAAAAAGUCGGUCGCUAAUUUCAGGAAGAAAGUGACGACGGGUCUGAAUUUGACUUUGACAAUGCUAUUCCGGAAACUGGGUUCAGUGAAGUGAAAAAUCUCAACCAAGAUGAAGAAAUGGAUGCAAGUGACAGUGGCGACGAUGCCGACAGAGAGGUUUCGAAUGAAAAUGGUCAGAUGUUUUUGGAAAAUUGAUUCUCAGUUACAAAUCGCACUGCGAGAUGGUCUGUUGAAAACAGAUCGACUCAACUACGCCGUAGAGAAAAAGAGGCCAGUGAUCAAUAAAACGGUGGGCGAUUUUUCUUUUCAAUAAUAUUCUUUUCGAGAAACCUUUUUGGCUUCUCUAACUUAGCGUUGAUAAAACUUUUAGGAGGGAUUUUUUUUCAUUCAGCGUUUUUUUAAUCGUGGCUGAACAUGGAGAACAACAGAAAGUUUUUCAAAUCGAAAUAUUCAGAAUGAACUUCGAGCUAAACUGGCCGAAGUUUCGAAAAAGUUCCCCUGGGCCGAGACUUUGGACGUGGUGACGCCGCGUUUCGAACUCGACAAAAAAGUCGAAAAUGACGAUUUCCAGAGAGAACUUGGAUUGUUGGUCUUUUCUUUUUUUUCUUCUAUUGAAUUUUUGAUUUCAGUUACAAACAAGCUGAAAAGGCUGUGCAAAUUGCUGUUCCAAGACUUCUCAACUCCAAUAUCAAAGUUCUGCGUCCAGAUGACUAUUAUGCUGAGAUGGCCAAGACUGAUGAUCAUAUGCAAAAGGUUUGUUGAACGUUAUAUGGGAGCGAGAAAUCUUUAGUGGUUUUCAAAAAAAUCGACCCCCUGUCUUUGAAACGUUUUCGAACUCUUUACUUAAAGAAAAAAAAUAAUUUUUUUCAAAUUUAGCAUAAUUAUUGGAUAUUUUCUCUUCUUAGAAAUCUCGAUUUUUCAGGUACGUAAGCGGUUGAUCAAGAUCCAGGCUGGAAAAGAAAGGCAAGAGGCCAUCAGAAGAAUGCGCGAAGAAAAGAAGUUCGCCUCGAAGGUCCAGAAGGUUGGAGAAAGAACUUUUCAUUUUGAACUUGACAAAAAUGAUUAAGGAGGUAAAUGCGGCCAAGAACACAGAGAAGAAACAAUUGGCCGAGGCUGUCAAAAAACACAAAAAGGGAAUGAAACAGCAGCUCGAGGACAUGCUCAACAACGUCAAACGCAUGGGCUUGGAUAAGGUUUUCUUUUCUUCUGGAUUUUCAGUAUCAACGCAGUUUUUAUGUCUUGUUUUAUAGAAAACGAAAAAUAAUACAGUGAUGUUUGUUCUAGGAAGAUGAAGAAGAAGACGGUGGUCGACGAGAUUCGAAGCCUGGCCGAGGCGGAAAAAGUUUCGCGGGACCUUCGAGAAAUCGAAGUGAGAUCAAGAGGAAAUUCAAAGCGGAUCGGUUUGGAUACGGUGGCAAAAAGAAGGGAUCCAAGAGGAACACCAAAGAAAGGUUCGUUUGUAUGAAAAAUAUUGAGCAAGAGGAGGAAAAAUUUUUUUCAUAGGGAGCAUGAAGAUGCGAAAAAUUGUUUGAAAUGGCGAAAAGCAGAUGUUUAACGGUUAUAAUUCUGUUUAUUUAAAGUUAUAAACUAGUUUUUAAUUUUUUUCAUUGUAGAAAAAAAGUAAGCCUAGAAUCCCAGUUUCCAAAAAAAUCUGAAAAAGAAGCUUUUGUAACGAAAAAGCAAAAAGAGUUUUAAAACUUUUAGGUUUAGAAAUUAGGGUCUAAAAAGUUUUAUGAUUAGUGAGAAAUUCGAUGUUGAAAUAUGACUCGAGAAUUCUUGCUCAGAACCUUUUUUGUAUUUCUUUUCUUUACAGAAAGCUCUUAAAGUGACUUCUUUUUCGUUUUAUUUCAAAAAGCUAUUGAAUUUAGAAUUUUUUUUGCUUCGGAGCGACAUGAAUGUUCGUCAAUGUUUUCAGCUUUGAAAACUUGCCCAGUGGCCGUAGAGGCGGAUUUGGCGGUCGUGGCGGCGGCGGCGGAAGAGGUGGCAGCUUUGGAAGAGGCGGUAGUUCCGGAAGAGGCGGUAGUUUCGGACGGGGACGAGGUCGCGGUCGCGGUUAA